Messenger RNA from Morus notabilis, 1646 nucleotides. Its product is annotated as probable ADP,ATP carrier protein At5g56450. Gene Ontology annotation, molecular function: ATP:ADP antiporter activity. The coding region runs from base 287 to 1381 and encodes 364 amino acids. The record is from RefSeq and is a predicted model, not a curated record. Gene Ontology annotation, biological process: mitochondrial ADP transmembrane transport; mitochondrial ATP transmembrane transport. Lineage: Eukaryota; Viridiplantae; Streptophyta; Magnoliopsida; Rosales; Moraceae. The transcript has 2 exons. Gene Ontology annotation, cellular component: mitochondrial inner membrane.
AGAGAGCGCGGCCUCUUCAGUUUCCCCCUCUCGACCAGAUUGCAAGAAGAGAGAAGAGAGAAACGUCUUUUCAUAGCUGAAGAGAGAGAACACACCAGAAAAACCUUCUCUUCCAAUUUUCGAAGCUUCCAAAAUCCAAGAACACAACCCGCAUCACGUGUCUUGGGUUUCGAAACCAGUUUUUCCCCGCCUCCUAUUGGGUAUCCAUCAAUCUUACGGAACUUCAAUUUUUCUUUCUUCUUCUUCAUAUAUAUAUAUAUAUAUAUACACACACACACAUGUAUAUAUGUAUUUACAGAGUAAAGAAGAAACGCAAACAUUUCGAAGAGGACAGAGUUUCAAGAAUCUGAUUCUUCCAGAGACUGUUAGAGAGAGAGAGAGAGAGAUAGAGAGAGAGAGAGAGAGAAUGGGAGAAGACGGCGGAGAGGAUAGGGCAAAGGCGGGGGAGAGGUCGUCGGGCGCGUACAAAUGGCUGGCGAGCUUCCAGAGAGAUCUGAUGGCGGGGGCGGUGAUGGGAGGGGUGGUGCACACAAUCGUUGCCCCAAUCGAGAGGGCGAAGCUGCUUCUUCAGACGCAAGAGAGCAACAUCGCCAUCGUCGGCGGCGGCGGAAGGAGGAGGUUCAAGGGAAUGCUCGAUUGCAUCGUCCGUACCGUCAGGGAAGAAGGCAUUCUCUCUCUCUGGAGAGGCAAUGGCAGCAGCGUCCUCCGCUAUUACCCUUCCGUCGCCCUCAAUUUCUCCCUCAAGGAUCUUUAUCGAAACAUGCUAAGGAACGGAAACUCCCAAGAUGGUGGUCAUUUUGCGUCUGGCGCAUCUGCUAACUUCAUUGCUGGGGCUGCAGCCGGUUGCACCACAUUAGUCCUAAUAUACCCGCUUGAUAUUGCCCACACCCGUCUUGCAGCCGACAUUGGAAGGACCGAUGCCCGACAGUUCCGUGGAAUCUACCACUUCCUCUCCACCGUGCACCAAAAAGACGGACUCCGCGGCAUCUACCGGGGGCUUCCAGCCUCUCUACAUGGAAUGGUCGUCCACCGGGGUCUCUACUUUGGAGGAUUUGACACCAUGAAGGAAGUAAUGUCCAAAGAAUCCAAACCCGAAGUGCCACUUUGGAAACGCUGGAUUGUCGCUCAGGCAGUGACCACCUCGGCAGGGUUGUUGUCAUAUCCAUUGGACACGGUUCGGAGGCGGAUGAUGAUGCAGUCCGGGCUGGAGCAGCCAAUGUACCGCAGCACUCUGGAUUGUUGGAGGAAGAUAUAUACGACAGAAGGGGUGGCGUCGUUUUACCGUGGCACGGUUUCUAACAUGUUUAGGAGUACAGGGGCUGCUGCGAUAUUGGUUUUGUAUGAUGAGGUCAAGAAGUUCAUGAACUGGGGAAGGUUGUAGCAGGAAAUCCCAUUUUGGUUGCUUGUUGUUUUCAACUUUCAAGGAAAGGAUUAAAAAAGAAAGGAAAAGAAAAAUACACACAGGAAUGAUGAGACAAAUUUACAGUACAGCGUCUAGGAGGAUUAUUAACAUUUUGUUAAGGUGGGAAAGUAAAGUGAGAGAGAGAGAUUGAUUUGGCUUCGGUGCACACUGCACUAGUGACAUUCAUUUUGCCACGUUGCUUUUUUGGGCGUCUGGCAAUUCAGACCUUGAUUUUUUUUUUUGU